CUUAUGGAUUCUUGUGGGUUCUCAGCUUUUCAAAUCUGGAUGCGUGAUACAUUUCGUGCCUGCCGUGGCGGAUGCAAGUGUCCCAUGAGCAUGUUUCGACGCUUUCUUUCCGUGAAUGCAGUUUAAGCUUAAGCAAAGACUGGAAGAACUGUGAUAGGACAGCAGUCGUCUCUACCGCUUGAGAUGGCACGCCUUCUUGCCCUGACGCUGCUUGCAGUGGCCAUUUGCUUGCUCCCUGGCUACCCUGCUGGAUUUGUGGCACCAUCCCCUCCUCGUGCUGUUCCAAGGGUGGCUCUGCAGGCCAAGCAAGACUUUCAAGAGACAGAACGCCCAAACAUCCCCGCAGUCGUGUUGGCUGUGUUGGCAGGUGUGAUAGUGGGCUUUGCGCCACCCAGCUUUGCGGGCACUGGUUCGGGCCGUCCUGACUUUCAAGUAGUGAGGCCUGGAUACAUGCAGGGCAUUGACGCAUCCAAUGCGGCAACCAAGCCUGGAGAGAUUGACUAUGUGACCCGAUCUCGCAUUGAAGCGGAACAGUUCCCUGAGGUCCUUAAAGAGAUUCGCAAGACUCAGGCAAAGCUUCAAGAUGCACCCACCAAAGAGCAGAGAAUUGCGAACUACUGGAAAGGAGUGGAGGAGUACAAGAAGGUUGCCGAGGUCGGAUCUUAGAUUGAAGUUGAGGAUCACUGAUGUGCGAUUGCAUACAGUGCGAUUGCAUACAGUACGAUUGCAUACAGUGCGAUUGCAUACAGUCUUUUGUUUCAAGCUAAUUCAAGGUUUGUGACGCGGUUCCAAGCACUGUCUUGGCAACUUGCACAUAUCUUGGUGGCACAGCAUAUGUGCAGCCAGUUUCCUUAGGACACGUUCAGCAGUCAAUUAGGAGGCACUGGCUCUUGCAAGCGUGUUUCUUUAGCUGCUACGUUUCCAUGAUGGGACCAUUGAUGACCGUUGGAAUCAUCCAGUGUCAGACAGAAAAAAUAAACUGCGCAUAGCUGCAAGAAGCAGA
Cladocopium goreaui is the source of this 1003-nucleotide messenger RNA. Lineage: Eukaryota; Dinophyceae; Suessiales; Symbiodiniaceae. The record is from the annotation of a GenBank genome assembly.